This is a messenger RNA of Knipowitschia caucasica, 1113 nucleotides long. The record is from the annotation of a GenBank genome assembly. NCBI's taxonomy places the organism in Eukaryota, Metazoa, Chordata, Actinopteri, Gobiiformes, Gobiidae.
AUGGUGCUUGAAAGUACUAUGGUCUGUGUUGACAACAGUGAAUACAUGAGAAAUGGAGAUUUUCUACCAACCAGACUUCAGGCUCAACAAGACGCUGUCAACAUCGUUUGCCAUUCGAAGACACGUAGCAACCCAGAAAACAACGUAGGACUCCUCACAAUGGCAAAUAGUAACUGUGAGGUCCUGACGACACUGACUGCAGACGCUGGACGGAUACUGUCCAAACUGCACGCGGUCCAGCCCAAAGGAAAGAUCUGCUUCUGCACUGGGAUCAGAGUGGCACAUUUAGCCUUGAAGCACAGACAAGGCAAAAACCAUAAAAUGAGGAUUAUAGCUUUUGUUGGGAGUCCAGUGGAGGAUAAUGAAAAAGAUCUUGUCAAAAUGGCGAAACGUUUGAAGAAAGAGAAGGUCAACGUGGACAUUAUUAACUUUGGAGAAGAGGAGUUGAACACGGAGAAGCUGACCGCCUUCAUAAACACGCUGAACGGCAAAGAGGGGGCCGGCUCUCACCUGGUCACUGUCCCCCCUGGACCGGGCUUGGCUGACGCUCUGCUCUCCUCCCCCAUCUUGGCCGGAGAGGGCGGCUCCAUGAUGGGUCUUGGGGCCAGCGACUUUGAGUUUGGCGUUGAUCCAAGUGCUGAUCCGGAACUGGCUCUGGCGCUUCGUGUUUCGAUGGAGGAGCAGCGUCAGCGUCAGGAGGAGGAGGCGCGAAGAGCUUCUACUGCGGAGGCCACUGGGACCACGCCCACCGCAGACGAAUCAGAUGAAGCUUUGCUGAAGAUGUCUGUGUCUCAGCCCGACACUGGAGCAGCGGUGCUCCCUGACUUCAGCAGCAUGACUGAGGAAGAGCAGAUUGCUUACGCCAUGCAGAUGUCUCUGGCUGGAGAAGAAUAUGGAGAGAUGGACACAGGAGGCCCUAUGGACACAGCAGAAUCUGUCAAGGAAGAGGAUGAUUACGACGUGAUGCAGGACCCCGAGUUCUUACAAAGUGUUUUGGAAAAUCUGCCUGGUGUCGACCCAAACAAUGAAUCAAUUCGCAACGCUAUGGGCUCGCUGGCAUCCCAGACCGGAACCAAACCGGACGCCAAGAAAGACGAAGAGAAAAAGAAAUGA